Messenger RNA from Impatiens glandulifera, 1409 nucleotides. Its product is annotated as zinc finger protein NUTCRACKER-like. Gene Ontology annotation, molecular function: DNA-binding transcription factor activity. The coding region runs from base 1 to 1356 and encodes 451 amino acids. The record is from RefSeq and is a predicted model, not a curated record. Lineage: Eukaryota; Viridiplantae; Streptophyta; Magnoliopsida; Ericales; Balsaminaceae. Gene Ontology annotation, cellular component: nucleus. The transcript is spliced from 3 exons.
AUGGCAGAAGAAGCAAACCCUACUGGUUCCGUAGAAAACCCAGAAGAUAGAUCUAAUCCUCCUCCCUUCAAGAGGAAAAGAAACCUCCCCGGAACACCAGUAGAUCCUCAAGCGGAGGUGAUCUCUUUAUCUCCGAAAACCCUAAUGGCGACGAAUCGAUUCUUGUGUGAGAUAUGUGGUAAGGGGUUUCAAAGAGAUCAAAACCUACAACUUCACCGACGAGGCCAUAACCUACCAUGGAAACUCAAGCAAAGGACGGGAAAGGAGCCGAAGAAGAGAGUGUAUGUUUGUCCCGAAAAGAGUUGUGUCCAUAACCACCCAUCUAGGGCUCUAGGUGAUUUGACCGGAAUUAAGAAGCAUUUUUGUCGGAAACAUGGAGAGAAGAAGUGGAAGUGCGAAAAGUGUUUGAAGAGGUAUGCGGUUCAAUCUGAUUGGAAAGCUCAUUCCAAGACUUGUGGCACUAAAGAGUAUAAGUGUGAUUGUGGCACAAUAUUUUCUAGAAGAGACAGCUUCAUCACCCAUAGAGCAUUUUGCGUCGCAUUAGCCGAAGAGACAGCUAGGGUGAACGCAGCUUCAGCUAUAUCGACACAUAUCGGCAACGCCAAUCCCAUGUCGGCUAACGUUGAUUACCAAUUCAUAGGACCUCCAUUAGUCCCGGGAAUGGCACAAGUGCAUUUUUCUUCCAUUUUCAAGCCAAUCUCGAGCCAUACCAAUAAUGGAAAUAUUAUUGAUCCAACAAAUCAUCAACUUUCUCUAUGGAUGGAUCAAGCAAAUCAAUCACAUGCCCCAUUGAGUUCAGAAUCAUCGUCAAUAUAUGACAAUGAGCCAGUAGAUAAUUCAAAUUAUCAACUCAAUUGGGUAUUCGGAAAUGCGAAAAAUACAAACAUUGACACGAAUUUACUUCCUUUAAGCAAUUUUGGACCAAAAAAUGGGAAGAUUUCAAGCCUUCCAACUUUCAUCACCUCUCAAUGCCAACCCCACCAUCCGAACUCAAUCGCGGAUAUGUCAGCCACAGCUUUGUUGCAAAAGGCUUCACAGGUUGGUACGACUUCUUCUCAUGUUUAUAGAUCGUUUUUAGGAAGUACGUAUAAUGUUGCUGAAGAUCAUUUUGAGAACAAGUUUCGUGGGAAUAUUUAUGGAAUAGAAAACUCGGAAAAUCAUGAUAUAUCUCCAUACACAUCAACAUGUCAAACUAUACGACGUAAUGAUGAAGAUUGUAAUGUGGGUGGGCAAACACGGGACUUUUGGGGGGUCGGGGUUCAACCCAUAUGCUAUCCUACAUCAAUGAACGGAUGGAUCAAAAUGGACGAUAUGGAUCGAAAUGUUUCUUUGGAAUCUUUGCAAGAGAGGCUAUAAAGUAAGUGAGGAAAAGGAGAGGGGAGAUAUAAGAUUUGAUGGCCAACUUUGCA